AGACGACGCCCCCCAGGUGAGCUAGCCGCACAAGUUCAGAGAGCUCCUCUCACCCAGCUGUCAUGCACGAUGUAUUUAUGGAAUGGAGGCAGGAUAUGCGUGUCAUCCAGGACUGAGUGAAGAACCAGACUUGACGAACCUAAACAAAGCGACAGUAAGCGCUUGUAUUCGUGUUUGUGGUCACUGAGAGCGGGAGAACAGAAGCAGGAGAAGCGGAGCUCCGUGAUGAUGGCGUCUCUCGGUCACCCCGGCAGCGCCUCCGGCCCCAUGCUCGUCCUGGCCGCCAAAACCAAGACCAAAAAGAAACAUUUCGUCCAGCAGAAGCUGAAAGUGUUCCGGGCCAGUGAUCCGGUACUCAGCGUGUUUAUAUGGGGCGUCAAUCAUUCGAUAAACGAUCUAAACCAAGUUCCAGUUCCGGUUAUGCUUCUUCCUGACGACUUCAAAGCCAACACCAAAAUCAAAGUCAACAACCAUCUUUUUAACAAAGAGAACCUUCCUGGGCAUUUUAAAUUUAAGGAGUACUGUCCACAAGUGUUCAGGAAUCUCAGAGAACGCUUUGGCAUAGAGGAUCAGGAUUACCAGGUGUCUUUGACCCGCAGUCCACCCAUGAAGGAAGAGGGGCAGGGCGAGGGUCUCCUCUUAAUCUCGUAUGACCGCACAUUAGUGGUGAAGCAAAUCUCCAGUGAGGACGUGGCAGACAUGCAUAACAUCCUGUCUGAAUAUCACCAGCACAUAGUGAAGUGUCAUGGCAGCACACUUCUCCCACAGUUUCUGGGCAUGUACCGGGUGAGUGUAGAGAGCGAGGACACCUACCUGAUCGUCAUGAGGAACAUGUUCAGUCACCGACUCGUCGUGCACAGAAAAUAUGAUCUUAAGGGUUCCUUGGUAGCACGAGAGGCCAGUGAUAAGGAGAAGGUUAAAGAUUUACCCACUUUUAAGGAUGUGGAUUUUAGAAACAACAUGCAGAAGGUCUAUGUGACAGAAGAGCAGAAAGAAAAGAUUAUGGAAAAGCUUAACAGAGAUGUGGAGUUUCUGGUAAAGCUGAAGAUAAUGGACUACAGCCUGCUGCUCGGGAUUCACGAUGUGGCCCGGGCUGAGCGCGAGGAAGAAGAGGGAGAGGAGCCCAGCUGUGAGGACGAAGGGGAGGCGGAGAACGGCGUCACUCCCACCGCACACACCGGCUCCUACGGCACGUCCCCCGAGGGCAUCGCAGGCUACAUGAACUCUUUUAAACCCAUGGGUCCCGGAGAGUUCGACCCCUACUUGGAUGUUUACGCCGUCAAAAGUGCCCCAGGAGCGCCGCAGAGGGAGGUGUACUUCAUGGGCCUUAUAGAUGUGUUGACACAGUACGAUACCAAGAAGAAAGCUGCACACGCUGCCAAAACUGUGAAGCACGGGGCUGGUGCAGAAAUCUCCACCGUUCAUCCUGAACAGUAUGCCAAACGAUUCCGUGAUUUCAUCUCCAACAUAUUUGCAUAGCCGAGCGCCACGUGACCAAUCUGUAAAGGAUUCAACAAAAACCAACUCCAAUUUAUCAUGUUCUAUUAUGAUUUUGUAUAUAUUUUACAAAAACUGCCAUGAUUCCAUUUUCUAAGAAGUAGAUACUAAGAUACUUUAACAUUUUGAUCAAUGUUAAGUAAAUCACAUGCAUAUUUAUUUGUGUAUACACUACGACAAGACUGAAAACCAUUCCUCAAUAUCAGUGGUCACUACUGUAAUCUGCUUUUUAAAAAAGAAGCUUACUCUCACACUGCAGUUUAAAAUAGCCCAGUUCCACUUUUUUACCAUAUCUGACACUCAUUAGUCCUUCUUUACUAAUAUUAACAUCAUAAACCAUCUUUUGUUAGAAUUAAAACGUUUUAUUUCCGUUGUAUUCACUUUUAUAUGUGAAACUGAAAUCUGCUGCAUAUCUGAUGAAUGGAACGUCUUAGUCUGAAUAGCUGUAUCAGAAUUCAUGCCACUUUUACAUUAUGUUUCAGUUUUAUCAACAUCAGUUUAUCCUGGUCAGGGUUGAGGCAGGUCCGGUUCUACCGGGUAACACUGUGCAUUAUGCAGGAAUACCUGGGACAGGGUGCUAAACCAUCGCAGGGCUUUAGACCCUGAUCUCAGCAGUAGUGGGCUAGUGUAGACUGCUGCGCCACCCGAGUACCACAUAGGAAGCAGGGUGGUCAAAUUGUUAAAUUACACACAUCUCUGGAUUGUAAAGUGUUCAAAAGUAUUUAAAUUCAUUUAUAAAUCAGUUCACAUUUU
Molecule: messenger RNA, 2250 nt
Organism: Trichomycterus rosablanca
Lineage: Eukaryota; Metazoa; Chordata; Actinopteri; Siluriformes; Trichomycteridae
Gene: pip4k2ca
Product: phosphatidylinositol-5-phosphate 4-kinase, type II, gamma a
Exons: 10
Coding region: 226-1479 (417 amino acids)
Biological process (GO): phosphatidylinositol phosphate biosynthetic process
Cellular component (GO): plasma membrane
Molecular function (GO): 1-phosphatidylinositol-5-phosphate 4-kinase activity; 1-phosphatidylinositol-4-phosphate 5-kinase activity
Source: RefSeq, a predicted model, not a curated record